AUGAGUAAAACAUUAAGGCAAGAGGAGAUCUCCUCUGAAACAACGUUGCUCGACUUAUCGCGAGAAAACCCGAAUUCUCAGCAGGCCUACGGCGAGAUUUCCUCCUACCUCUCCGUAUGCGAAAUCGCCUGGUGUCAUCCCUGAGACAGGUAAGAUUGCUGGUCUGAAGAAGUUCACUACUGAAUCAUGGGGAAUAUUUUUGGUAAUCUGCUGAAGAGCCUCAUAGGAAAGAAGGAGAUGAGGAUUCUGAUGGUUGGAUUGGAUGCUGCAGGUAAAACAACCAUCCUGUACAAACUCAAGCUGGGAGAGAUUGUUACCACCAUCCCAACCAUUGGCUUUAAUGUGGAGACAGUGGAGUAUAAGAACAUCAGUUUCACUGUGUGGGAUGUUGGUGGCCAGGAUAAGAUCCGACCUCUCUGGAGACACUACUUCCAAAACACGCAGGGUCUAAUCUUUGUGGUGGACAGUAACGAUCGAGAGCGCGUGAAUGAAGCCAGGGAGGAGCUGAUGAGGAUGUUGGCAGAAGAUGAGUUGCGUGAUGCUGUUCUCCUCGUUUUCGCCAACAAACAGGACCUGCCUAAUGCAAUGAAUGCAGCUGAAAUCACAGAUAAGCUGGGCCUCCACUCACUGCGUCACCGCAACUGGUACAUCCAGGCCACCUGUGCAACCAGUGGCGAUGGCCUGUAUGAAGGCCUUGACUGGCUGGCCAAUCAGCUGAAGAAUAAGAAGUGAGGGAUCUCAGGCAGGUGUGGAGGGCUUAUUUAGGGCAAGGGGUGGGGUCACUUGGGGCUAUCGUAUUAUUUGGUUUGGUUUUGUUUGUUUACCUUUGAUUUUUUGCAAAUGUGUGGUUGUUAGAGCCUUCAGAUGGUCUGUGUAAAUGGACUCAUCACACAAGUUCACACAUCAAAAUAUAUAUGGACACAUGGACACACAUACACAUGUGCACCUCGACAAAUACAUGAGCACACAAACAUUAACGUCUCUGCUCUUUGGUGGUUUCUCUGUAUUCAGUGUAAAAUGGACCUCAAAACACACUAUCAGUCAAGUAUACAGUAUAAUAUAGCAUCCCAGAAUAGUCAUUAUCUCUCCAUGCACUGUUUUUCUGCCCUUUGGUUUCUCUGUAUUUUAAUUUUUCACACAAAGAUAAAGGUUUUCUCUAAAAUAUAGUGAGCUGAAGCAGUUUCAUCUGUUUGAUGUUUCAAUUAGAUUUUUAUGGAGUAUAUUCAUUAAGAUUGUAAUGCAGUUUGUCUCAUCACACACGCACACACACACACAUACACACACACACUCUAACAUUAAGCAGCUCUCUCCUCCUGCUGGUCAGUAACUGUGUUAGUCAGAGUUGAGUAUGCUGUGUAAACAUGCUCCCCACUGUGUCCUCCUGCAUGGCUUCCUCCUUCACUGUGGCUUGGAGAGUCUCGUGGCUCAGUAGACUGUAGAUUGCAUGUAUAUGUGUUGUAGAGGUAUAGAGUUGCUCGGUGUUGCAUGCUGCUUUGUUGUGAUGUUGUAUUAGAAGGCUGGUAUCAUGAAUGGCUAAUCAUUUAGAUGUAAACGAUGGAAUACAUGGAUGAUGGAGUAGUAGAAAUCGUGAAGGUUAUGAAAAAUAGUGUCAGAUAACGAGUAGUUUGAAAUAACGAGGCUGUAAGAUUGAAGUGUCGUUUGUUCACAUAAUGCUUUUGUCUGCAUGGCAUGCAUGCUGCAUAGAUAGAUAGAUAGAUAGAUAGAUAGAUAGAUAGAUAGAUAGAUAGAUAGAUAGAUAGAUAGAUAGAUAGAUAGAUAGAUAGAUAGAUAGAUAGAUAGAUAGAUAGAUAGAUAGAUAGAUAGAUAGGUGCUGAAUGUCCCUGUUGCAGGUGAAUGUUUGUUUAUUAAUUUACAUUUUAUACAGUUAUUGAAUAUGUAUUUUUGUCUCUUUGCCGGGUGAUUUUGUGCACUAAGAAAAUGAGCUUUUGUUUUUAAUUCUUUGAGAAGCUGGAUAAUGUUAGUAAAUAACAGAGGAAACUACCAGUACGCGCACACAUACGUGUGUGUGCUUUCAGACAAACUGCAUUAUGUUACCUUUCUCGAUAUCUUUCCCUGUGUUGCCUGUAAGUAUUCUGUUUGUAAUACGCAAUGUGAGGAUUUGUAACAUAUCACUCCCACUGAAUGUGAAUUCUGUGUUAUUAUUUAUUUGCUUAUAUUGUGUCAUGCAGUCUUUAUUUAUUGUAUUUAUUUGAAUAUUGUCUUCAAGUAGCAACAGAAUGAUAAUUUGAAUAUUUAUGCGUCAGGGUUGUUUUCGUUCAAUGUUGGGUAAAUUGGUUUUCAUACAGCACAUAUCCAUUUCAUAGAGUGCUGAAAAUUAUGUAAAAUAAAGAUAUUGUGUGUACCAAGGCAUCUGGCCGAAUGGUAGUGCAUGGUAUUUUGAUAGCAGAUCUUACAUUAGGCUACAGAUGCUGGACUAAUGUAUAUUUUGCUAUAAAACUCAGUCUACAUUACUGUAACAUAAACGCUGCUGUUCUGACAUGAAAUAUUAAGCUAUCCUACAAAUAACAUUCAUAGUACUAAUGCCACUGUGAGUCAUGUGCACGUCUUCAAAGCCUGUAGAUUCCCAAUAAACAGCUGUCAGACCAAGAAAAUCUGUUGAUGGUGAGGACUCAAUCCGAACUCUACUAUUAUCCACUACUAAGUGACUACAGUGUAGAUCUUUCACAGCUAUAGGACUAACAUAUUCUUUCACUGUAUUGUAACAGAAAUAACCUCCUCUUCAACACUCACACACUUUUUAAUAAAGAUGCUUUUACAGCAUUUCUAUAUCUAUACAUAUAUUAUACUGCUGGUGCUUUACAGUACUGUGUAACUAAAGAUGCUCCAUAUCAGUGGAAGUAAAGUCAUAGUACAAGCAAAGCAUGGCUGUUCAUCCACAGAGACAUUACUGUCUUUGAUUCUUUGUACCAUUUACACAAAGCAUCUAAAAGUCUAAUUCUACAUUAGAUCAUGUGUCUGUGCUAUCCACACAUACUGUAAUGUGUGAUUCACAUCCUAUGUGUCCAGUUAUGUUUUGUGGCCUUAUAUGCUGUAUUACAAAAAAAAAAAAAAAAAAAGAAUAAAUACUCAUAUAAGUUAUUGAUUUAGUGAGUUACUGAAUCGAUUUUUGUGGGUGGAAAAUAAUUGGGAACAAAACUAAGCUGUGAGUUUUAAUAAAGUUUAAUUGAAAAAAAAAAUCUUAAUGUUGAAAAGGUUUUUGUGCUUAUAGUUGCACCAGACAUAAGUUUUGGAAAGUAAUUUAUAAAUCUUACAUCUGUGUUUUUCUUGUUUCUGUUUUUGAUUACAGAAGUGCGGUUUUGCCUAUCCAUCAGUUUUGCUUUAGUUAUUUUAAUGAUUUGUACCAUGUCUCUGAAAUUAAGGAGGACUUUGAAAAGUCUCUGAGAAAAAUUGCAUAUAAACUGUGGGUCAAAUAGUCCAUGCGUGGUACACUGACUGUACUUUGAACCCCAGUAGAACUUGUAAAAUGAACUUUUACCAUCCGGUUUGUGCCCACAAUAAAAGCAAACACUUUUCCAUG
Pangasianodon hypophthalmus (striped catfish) is the source of this 3538-nucleotide messenger RNA. It is a transcript of the gene arf3b, whose product is annotated as ADP-ribosylation factor 3b. The transcript has 5 exons. Gene Ontology annotation, molecular function: GTP binding; GTPase activity. The coding region runs from base 187 to 732 and encodes 181 amino acids. The record is from RefSeq and is a predicted model, not a curated record. NCBI's taxonomy places the organism in Eukaryota, Metazoa, Chordata, Actinopteri, Siluriformes, Pangasiidae. Gene Ontology annotation, cellular component: plasma membrane; cytoplasm. Gene Ontology annotation, biological process: vesicle-mediated transport; intracellular protein transport.